This is a messenger RNA of Drosophila eugracilis, 1424 nucleotides long. RefSeq names its product GATA zinc finger domain-containing protein 7. NCBI's taxonomy places the organism in Eukaryota, Metazoa, Arthropoda, Insecta, Diptera, Drosophilidae. The record is from RefSeq and is a predicted model, not a curated record. Gene Ontology annotation, molecular function: channel regulator activity; voltage-gated calcium channel activity. Gene Ontology annotation, cellular component: postsynaptic density membrane; AMPA glutamate receptor complex. Bases 1 to 1338 code for a protein of 445 amino acids. The transcript is spliced from 5 exons. Gene Ontology annotation, biological process: postsynaptic neurotransmitter receptor diffusion trapping; neurotransmitter receptor transport, postsynaptic endosome to lysosome; neurotransmitter receptor internalization.
AUGAGGGAUUAUCCUUCAGUGCCCAAUGUGUUUCGCGUGGCCUCCACGCACAGCAUCAACACCGAGAAUCCCUACAACAACAUCCGCCCAGCGAAUGUCAACUGCAACACCGUCGAAAGACAGCCUCUGGCCAUCCACCAGUUGACCACCAGUGCGUCCAUCGAGCACAGUCAUCCGUCGCAACAGCAGCAGCAACAAAUGGUCCACCACCAGCAGCAGCAGCAACACUCGCCGUAUGCAACAUUGCCGCGGGGUCUGCGCUUUGCACCGCAGCAACAUCUGCAAACUGGAGUGAUCAACACGAUCAGUGGCAGUAUUCCGGCCACGGGGCUUAGUUCUCUGGCUGGCAGCUUCAGUGAUCUGCAGCUGAACAACAUCAGCAACAUCAGCAAUCACAACAGCAACAGCAUCAACAGGGGCAACAACAACAGCAACAACCGUCGACAGCAGCAACAACAUCAGCAGCAGCGACAAGUGGCCUCUUUGAGUCGCCAUCAGCCAGCCAAAGACGUGCAACAGCAACAGCAGCAACAGCAGCAAGCACCGCAGCAGCAUGGCCACAGACAGCAGCAACAUCGUCUGAACAGCGGUGUUGCUGGUGCAGCACCCGAUCCACAGGCUGGCAUCAGCAACAUGACCGCCGUCCAGGGGGGCUACCUGUGGCUUCUCACACCUGUUGCAGCCAGCAUAUCGGUGGCCAUUGUCAUCGCCGCUUUGGCCGGACCCCAAUGGCUCUUCACCGAGGAGAAGUUGCCCAAUGCCAACUACAAUGGGACGGCGAACUUCAAAGCCCUGGACGAUGGCGCCUACAUCACCAAGUACACCAAGUCCAGUCUCUGGAUACUGUGCACCACUCUGCCAGGCCUGGAUGCUGACUCGUACAACUGCGUUAAGAUCGACUACUUUCCCAACGAGGGCUAUCAACCGGAUCCGCACGACUCAACGGCGGCCAUACCCUAUACGGUCACCAAGUCCUGCCCCAUAUUCCUGGCUGCCGGAGUCUUCUUGGUGAUCAGCUUUAUAGUUUUCCUGAUACCGACCUGCUCGCAUCAAAACAAUCUCUAUUAUUUCAGCGCCGGAAUUCUGUUUAUUGUCAGCGGUCUAGUCAUGCUGAUCGGCCUGAUUGCCUAUAUAUCCAUCUUAAAGGCGGAAAUUGGGUCCAAGCUGAGACCCCGCUCCACCCUCCAGCCCGCUCUCAUCAAGGUCUCCUACGGCCAGAGCUUCUUUCUCUUUGUCUUCGGAUUCAUUGUCACGGAAUUCGUUGGCGUCCUGAAUAUAUUCCUCUUCAUCAAUUUGCAGGAGGUCAGCUACUAUAGUGUGAGUGAAUCUGAACAAUAAGUUACUACGACUAAGUACUAUAUAUAGUUGUGUAUAUAAUAUACUUUAAUUAUAAGGUAAAAGGAUUUCUAAAGGACUUUUUCAAU